GAAGAAGCUAACGCGUCUGUCGGCAGAAUGUGCACAGAAGAUUCAGGCAGGUGAAGGAGUGCGGACAUUUCUCCAGUCGCUGUUGUACUGGAGGACCAGACGAGACCAUUUUUGACACCUGGAGGGUUGGAUGGAAACAGCAGGAGGCCAGCAGGUAGAGAACCGAGCCGAGCCGAGCCGAGCCGGACCAUGGCGAGAUGUGAGAGACAGCAGCACCCAGACAGAGAGCCGAGUACAAGGCCAUGGCCCCAGGUUAUCAAAGGUAAAUCUGUUCACCCUUCUGAGCCUGUGGAUGGAGCUGUUCCCUCAGGAGCCACCUGAAGACGAGGACCAGUGUCAGCAGCAUGUCCGCGGGACGGGUCUGGUGGUGGUUCGCGACAAUAAGGUGGUGGGACUGCACUGCUCAGGGCCUGAACUCCACGCAGGACAGGCGGCCAUCAUCCGACAUGGAGCCAGACUGGUCGACUGUCAGCUGUACUUCUCUAGAAGACCCUGUGCUACCUGCCUCAAGAUGAUCAUCAAUGCUGGAGUCAGUCAGAUCUCCUUCUGGCCUGGGGACCCUGAGGUUAGCGUGCUGGGGUCAGCCUCUACAAAUCAUUCACGUUACCUCUCCCACAAUGCAACGGACUACAUAACUCAGGAGGCCACGCUAGAUGCCGUCGCAACAGAAAAACUGAAGUCCAACAGUCGUCCUCCCAUCUGUGUGCUGCUGCAGCCACUAGCACCUGGUCUGGCACAGUUCAUAGACGAGACCUCCAGGGGGAGUGAUUUCAUGGAGAGAGUGACUGAUGAUGAGCCGGAGCUGGACACAGAGGAGCUCUUCAGCAGACAGCGCAGGAAACACCUAGAGGAGUUGUCCAGAGUUUUCUUGGUGGCGACUGCCCAGCAGCACCGGGAGGUUUUAACCCACAUGGGCCUGGAGAACUUCUGCAUGGAGCCCUACUUCUCCAACCUGAGACACAACAUGAGGGAGCUGGUAGGGGUUCUGGCUACCAUCGCUUCUGGGGUACCACAAGUCCGCCAUGGCUUCUACAGGGAACAUUCUUCAACCAGUGACCCGUCCCAUCCAUCACAGGACCAAACCUCAGUGCCUCCUCAUAAGGAAAUGUCCCAAGAUGUGGCUCGCCACUGCAUCAUCCAAGCCAGGCUGCUGGCUUAUAGAACAGAGGACCCCAAAGUGGGCGUGGGUGCUGUUAUCUGGGCCGAGGGCCAGACGGCUGGCUGUGACGGCACAGGACGUCUGUGCCUGGUGGGUUGUGGGUACAACGCUUACCCGGCAGGCUCACAGUACGCCGAGUACCCGCAGAUGGACAACAAGCAGCAGGACCGCCAGAGACGCAAAUACAGAUACAUCGUCCAUGCAGAGCAGAACGCCCUCACAUUCAGGAGUCGGGACAUCAGACCGGGGGAGUCCACCGUGCUGUUUGUAACUAAAUGUCCAUGUGAUGAGUGUAUCCCUCUGAUCAGAGGAGCUGGCGUCACACACAUCUACACCACUGACCAGGACAGCGGCAAGGACAAGGGGGACAUCUCCUACCUGAGGUUCAGCAGCCUGAAGGGAGUCAGCAAGUUCAUAUGGCAGAAGUGUCCUCCGGUUGGCUCCGUGUCUUAUGUUGCCAACGGCUGUGUUGGGAAGCAUGGCAGGCAGGCGGACGAGCAGAGCCAGAGCAACAAGAGGCUGUGCACCAGCAGAGCCCUGGACUCCCUCCCAUCUGCUGAACAGCAGCCAGCCAGAGAAAAGUCACCUUUUUCACUCUCUGAGCCCCAGAGCUGAUAGAUCAUGGCUGCCUGAUCACAGCUGAAACUGGGAAAAAUCCCCCUGUGCUAGACUACCAUGAGUUCAGUUAUGUUAUGCCUUAGAUACGGGACUUGGCUCUGUUUCACAAAUCCCCGGCAUAAAAUUCUAGGAAUACACAGGAAUACAGUUUUUUGGGAGAUCGUACUUUUGGUCAACUUCACACACAAAGUGCUAAGAAUACCACAAUCAAAAUGUGUCCAUGGUAAAUUGUUGGUUCCAGUGCGCCGCUCACUGAUAGUAGGCAACUAGUAUUAUUUCAAAAGAAAUUUUAGCAUUUUUAAAGCUAAAUGGUAAAUUUAAAAGUGUUGAAAUUUACUUGAGAUAUCAUUAAAAAUAAUGAUAGACUGUUUUGAAUUGGCAGUUGACUACUUUUUCUGUUUCACCAAAAAUGAAAUCAAAGUAAAAAAGUCAGGACUGACUCUUGACUCCCUCUAGUGGUCAGAAGUUUGUUAGUGCAGCUUUAAUCCAUCAGAAAUCAAACUUGGAACACUGAAGCAAAUAUCUACCAGGGGCUCACUGAUGAUUUUGGUGUCUGUCUUCACUUUUUCGGUAAGUUGACCAAUUGGCCAGCCAACCAAAAAACAUGGUGUGCUCUUACGCGGCCUAAACCUGAGGCGUGGGAGACAUUUUUGUCUGCAAUCUGCUCUCAGGUCAGUGUGAAGGCCAGCAUCACGGGAAUACUUGAUCUGAAAACAAGGGGAUGCACUGGGCUGUGUUGUCAAGCUGUGCUCACUUCCUGUGUGUCACCAAGGAGCUCGACAGGAGCCGCUGUGUCACUGGACUGGAGAGACGAGGACAACAACAGCCUGAGACACUGAGACCUCACCUGAGAGCACGGAGACUGACGGAGUGAUCAGUGGAUCCAAGAGGUAAAGACAGUAAUAUCAGGUGAACGUUGGACAAUUUGGAAAGGACAGGAUGCCAGAGUAAUAAUUUCAGUAGUAAUAUAUACAAUGUUAUGUUACAUUAUUAUCAUUUGAAGGUGUGUCUUGAUGAAGCACUUAUUUUAAAUACAGGGUGACACAAAAAAACGGGAACUUUUUAACAAGCCAAUAAAACCAAGAGUGAUGGAAGAAAAAUAUUUUAUUCAUAGUAACUGAAACCUGAAAACAUGCCAUUUAAGAAACAAUGAUGGAAUUUUCAUUUUUUUAAAAAUUGUGCUGCCACUUGCUCAUGUCUGCCAAUACGAACUUCAAAGAUUCCCGUUUUUUUGGGUCACCCUGUAUAAAUGAGACAUUAUAGAUGUGACAGAUAUGAGUGUUUGUGAGGGUGACAUGGUGAGGACAUUGGCAUUGUCCUGGGAGACCACUGCUGCUAGAAUAUUUGAAAGACAUUGAGCUGCCUUUCAAGCUGUAGGUUUUUUUUUUUUUUUUUUUUUUUUUUUUUUUUUUACCAAGAAUUACAAUAUGAGCAGUUUGUUAUGGUUUAUCGGGUUUGGUGUCAGACAAAAUCAAGGGUAGACAUUUGUCACCCAGAUCGAAGGAAACGUCAAGAGCGCUUGGUGAUUUCUGUGAAGCGUUUUGUUCAUUAAAUCACUUUGCUUUAGUUUUAAUAAGCGCCAUGCUACAUAAAAAGACAAUGCAGUUGCACUGAAAAUUACAAUCAAGAAUUCUGCAAAACUCUGGCUUACUGCAUAGUUUGAGGACGUAUCCGUUAUUUUGCACAUUAUUCAUUUGCUCCAGGGGCAAUUGAAUUUUAACAACUCCAACCCAUAACAUAUAGUCAGGAGUCAAAUUUUGACAAAACAUUUUGGAGGGCAGUCAAUGCCACUCUCUUGUUGAAAGUGAUCAUUUUAGAAGGUAAAAGACGUUCACUUGAAACGACUUAGUUUGAUAGUUGCAUAUUGAUGUCUAAAAAUGACAUCCCAAAACGAACAGCUUUUCAUAGGGGAGAUGGCACAGUGCAGUUUUUUCUCUUGUAUGCCACCAGUUUUGUAGAAUGAAGUGACCUGCCAUGUUAAAUCUCCUGAACGCCACAUGCACAAUGUGCACAUCUUUUACCAUUCAGGAAAACUUAACAGUCCGCUAACUGUGAUGCUGUGUGUUGUCCAGAAUGUCCACUGACCCAGUGUCUUUUGUCAACUAAUAAUAAACCAGAGAUUCCACAUUUCACAUUCCACAUUUUUUAUCAUCACCAUGCCACUAAGGUCAAAUGUUUUGACAGAACGAGACCUUGGAUUUGGACACAACUGGCAGCUACACAGCAACGCUUCCACACGACCAAGUGUCUUCAUAUGUCCGUUACAAUAUGUUCUUCCUAUUUGCACUACGACGCUGCUUUGACUCCCAAUGUGUUGUGAUGUGAACAUGAUGCUCACUACUGUUGAAGGAAAAAGAGAAUUGUGUCUUCUUUGCAGAAAGGAGACACAUUUUUCUGAAAUUUGAAAAUCCAGAAAGCCUGGUCUGAAUAGUGUAUCCAUUUUUAUAAGGGACAAAUUGCAUUCCCAGUAAUUUUAUUAUAUUUUAAGAAAAUCAGCUGUAUGCUGGCCCAUCAGCUAAACCAAGCAACAUGCAAGCACUGCUGCCCUUCUGCAGUGAACUAACGGCUGGUAGUAUACAAGGUUUCAGUGGAGACAGCGUAAGAGGAAAAUGUAAAAGUCUUUGCAUUUGAGCAAAUGCAUGGUGAAAACAAAAUUGGGAAAUUCAGCUUUAAAUAUAAAGUCUAUCAGUGUAAACAUGCCAGAAAGAUAAGCACAGACCCACUUGAUCUUUAUCAUUUUCAUCCUUUAUUCAUUGUUUAAUAUGGUACAAUAGCAUCAAUGUGGAAAAUAGGUGGUUUUCAAAUUUGAACUUCUGAAAGGACACAGGUAAAAUAAUGUGUAGUUUUGCUGGGAGACUAAUUUUUUUUCUGGCUAUUGCGGUUGGGGAAAAAACAUAAAUAAGCCAAAGAAGUUGAAUUUGGCUCAAGUGAUAUUUCUGAUGUUAAGCUUGAAUCUGUAGAAUUUGUUUUUAUUUCCGUUCUCUGUUUUGAAGCGAUGUUUGAUAUCAUGUAAUACUGUCACAGCUUGUACCCUCCAAAACAGCUUGGUUUCCUCUCACUCAAAGGUAAAUGACAUUAUACCAUGAUCCAUUUCUAUUUUUGUUGUCAGUGCAUAAAAAAAAAAAAAAUAAUAAUACAAUAAGACUUUGUGUUUACAUGUCUCCAAACUGUCCUUUUGUUGAUAUUCUUAUUGUUGAUUUUUGCAUUCUUCCAUUAUUUAUUUUGAUUCGCUGGAUUUAAGACAUGACCACAGCAUGUGAUGGCUAAAUAUGCUGAAAGUUUGUUUUGAGGCUGUAGAAGUGUCUGUUGACAUGACUGCAAAUGCUGAAGUGAGAGAGAUUGUUUUUUUAUGUUAACUUUUACGGACUCAAACGGUUCACUGGAAAUAUAUAAAAUAGAUAUGGCAAAAUAAAUUCUGAAUGGGG
This is a messenger RNA of Myripristis murdjan (pinecone soldierfish), 5202 nucleotides long. RefSeq names its product cytidine and dCMP deaminase domain containing 1 (gene cdadc1). Gene Ontology annotation, molecular function: zinc ion binding; dCMP deaminase activity. Lineage: Eukaryota; Metazoa; Chordata; Actinopteri; Holocentriformes; Holocentridae. Gene Ontology annotation, cellular component: cytoplasm. The transcript is spliced from 12 exons. Bases 131 to 1774 code for a protein of 547 amino acids. The record is from RefSeq and is a predicted model, not a curated record.